AUGUCCCUAUGGGUAGACAAGUAUCGUCCACGUACACUCGACGAUCUACACUAUCAUACGGAACUCUCAUCCAGAUUACGAUCCCUCUCCGCAUCUGGUGACUUCCCUCAUAUCCUCUUCUAUGGUCCAUCCGGGGCAGGAAAAAAGACCCGCAUCAUGUGCACACUCCGAGAACUGUACGGACCCGGAGUCGAAAAGUUGAGGAUUGAUCAAAGAGUAUUCGUCACUCCUUCUGGACGUAAACUAGAUGUCAACGUUGUUCAAAGUAAUUAUCAUAUCGAACUCACUCCUUCAGAUGUGGGGAUGUACGAUAGAGUGGUAAUUCAGGAUAUCUUGAAAGAAAUUGCCCAAACACAACAGGUAGACUUGAAUGCUAAACAGAGGUUCAAGGUGGUUAUUGUGAACGAAGCCGACGCUCUCACUCGUGAUGCUCAAGCAGCUUUGAGACGUACCAUGGAAAAAUACAUGACCAACAUGCGUCUCAUACUUUGCGCCACAAGUACCAGCAAGAUAAUUGCUCCUAUCCGAAGUCGAUGUUUAUUGGUCCGAGUUGCCGCCCCAGACAAUGGAGAAAUGACAAAAGUGCUCCAACAUGUCGCAAAGAAAGAAAGGUUUCAUCUACCCGACCCCGCAUGUCAAUCUAUCACAUCUGCCUCUGGUGGUAAUUUGCGCAAAGCUUUACUUGUCUUCGAAGCUAUGAGAAUGCAAAGGCCCGAUUUACAAGGUGAUAUAGAAGUCGCUAAACCGGAUUGGGAAACGUAUUGCGCAAAAGUAGCGGAUAGUAUAUUACAAGAGCAAACCGCACAAAGAUUGUUGGAUGUGAGGGGGAAAUUGUAUGAGUUAUUGAGUCAUUGUAUACCUCCUACGGUGGUGUUGAAGACUAUUUCGGAAAGGAUAGUGGACAAAGUGGACGAUACUCUGAAACCACAGAUCAUACAUUGGGCAGCGUACUAUGAACUAAGAAUGCGUAUGGGAUCAAAGAAGAUUUAUCACCUAGAGGCAUUUGUCGCAAAAGUAAUGAGGUGA
Tremella mesenterica DSM 1558 is the source of this 1026-nucleotide messenger RNA. RefSeq lists its product as uncharacterized. The coding region runs from base 1 to 1026 and encodes 341 amino acids. Gene Ontology annotation, cellular component: Rad17 RFC-like complex; Elg1 RFC-like complex; nucleus. The record is from RefSeq and is a predicted model, not a curated record. The transcript is spliced from 9 exons. Gene Ontology annotation, biological process: DNA repair; DNA-templated DNA replication. Gene Ontology annotation, molecular function: DNA binding; ATP hydrolysis activity; DNA clamp loader activity. NCBI's taxonomy places the organism in Eukaryota, Fungi, Basidiomycota, Tremellomycetes, Tremellales, Tremellaceae.